Messenger RNA from Recurvomyces mirabilis, 2382 nucleotides. RefSeq lists its product as uncharacterized. The coding region runs from base 1 to 2382 and encodes 793 amino acids. The transcript is spliced from 4 exons. The record is from RefSeq and is a predicted model, not a curated record. NCBI's taxonomy places the organism in Eukaryota, Fungi, Ascomycota, Dothideomycetes, Mycosphaerellales, Teratosphaeriaceae.
AUGUCGCUAGUUUCCGCACUCGUUUGCGGUCUUGGUCUCGCUCUCCUCCCCGGGCAAUGCGCGUCUGCCACAACAUCUUCGAAAGUAGCAUCCACUACUUCGAAGACGACGACUACUACUGCCAAGUCAAGCACCUUGACAACGACCGCCGCGUCCUCGUCUUCUGAGCAGGGAACGACAACCAAAAUCUCGUCAGGCGCUGCCACUACCCUCGUAACCUCUACCGCUAGCUUGUCAAGCUCCGUUUCAGUGACCACCAAGUCGAGUUCUACCUCCCUGAUCAGCUCCGUAUCCACUGCCUCAGGAUCUUCAACACUCAGCUCCACCUCUGCCUCUGCUUCCGCCAACGCCACGGCUGUUGGGGGCCAGAAGGUCGACCAGACCAUACUCGUGCUGGCCCGGUCCACGGCUGAGGCAUACUCUGGCUACUCAGGCUUGGUCGGCUAUGGCAUCCCAUACCAGGUUCUUAUCGUCCCACAGAGUGGCGCCUCACUUCCAACGCUGAACUCAUCGGCUAGUCAUGGCAGCUAUGGCGGCAUUGUCAUGAUCUCCGAGGUCUCGUACAGCUACUCCUCGACGAAUUGGUCCAGCGCGCUUAGCCCGGACCAAUUCAACCAGCUGUAUAGCUACCAGUUGGCAUUCGGUGUACGGAUGGUCCGCAUAGAUGUAUAUCCACAGCCGACCUUUGGUACUCAGACUACCAUUGCCAGUACGGGAUGCUGUGACACAGGUGUGGAGCAGCUGAUUAGUUUCACCAACAACACUGGCUUCCCGACUGCAAAUUUGAAGCUGGGGGCUACUAUGUCAACCGCAUCAAUGUACCAUUAUCCAGCGUCUAUUACUGACCCCAGUACGACGUGGCAGGUUGCAAAAUUCGCACCCGACUCUGCUGGCCAAUUCACUAGCGACUCGACAGCUGCUGUGAUCAAUAACUUCGGCGGCCGUCAGCAAAUGGUUUUCUUUACGAGUUGGGCCACCGAGUGGUCUCCUACAUCGGCUUUCUUACAGCAUGCUUAUAUCCACUGGAUGACCCGCGGACUGUUCCUAGGCGCCCGAAAGAUCUACCUCAGCACGCAGAUUGAUGAUGUUCAUCUUACAACGGCCCUCUACUCACCAGCGAACGCAAAAUUCCGUAUCGGCCCCGAUGAUCUAACGUCCCAUGUCUCCUGGACCAAGAGCAUCAACGGUCGCCUGCCGAGCGGGUCGAACUAUCAAAUUGAGCUUGGUCACAACGGUAACGGGGAUAUCAUUAAUGCCACCAACAUCGAGUAUUCUGCCAAUGUCGACAUCUGUAACCCAGUCGAUGCAGUUUAUCCGAACGACCAGCCAGAAACUGCACUUGAGUUUCAAAAGCCACUAGGUACUGGUGCGGACUUCUGGCCGACAACGCCCACAGCGUAUAGUUGGAGUCUUGCAUGUGCUCAGGUCGAUCGUCUUGCCACGUGGUUCACACAGUCUGCUAACCGAGACGCCUUCGCCCAUAUCUCCCAUACAUUCACUCACCUGUCACUCAACAACGCGACCUUUGACGAUGCCUCACGAGAAAUUACCUUCAAUCAAGCUUGGUUGAAGUCGAUGGGCAUUUCCGCGGGCAAAUUCAGUGCGAAUGGACUCAUCCCGCCAGCCAUUACCGGAAUGCACAAUGGGGAUGUCAUUAAUGCUUGGAUGACCAAUGGCAUCACUUCAGUCGUUGGUGACAACAGCCGUUCCGUGUUAACCAACCAGCAAAAUGGUUGGUGGCCUCUCAUCUCAACGGUGGCCAGCAAUGGCUACGCAGGUCUGACUAUCAUACCUCGCUGGCCAACUACAAUGUACUACAACUGCGACCUCCCGGCAUGUACAUUGCAGGAGUGGAUUGACACUUCCAAGGGCUCUGGCGACUUCAACUCGCUCCUGGCUUAUGAGAAGUUCACGACGUCUCGCUACUUACUGUCUCUUCGCCAAGAUCCAUACAUGUUCCAUCAAGCCAACCUCAGAGCGGCCGACGUUCCAGCAACUACUGUAGGCUCGGUGAACGCUUACUCUUUGCUGCAGAUCUGGGUUGAGACGGUCACACAAGAGAUGACGAGGCUUACGAACUGGCCAAUUGUCACCAAGAAGCACGACGAUAUCGCGCAGACCUUCUUGCAGCGCAUGGCCCGAGACCAGUGCAACCCUAACCUGACCUAUCAGUACUCCUCGGAUGGCUCAAGCAUUACGGGUGUCGUGGUGACGGCUUCGGGCAAUAGCUGCAGUGCACCAAUCCCGGUGACUUUACCUGGCACAGGUACAGCGUCGAGCGGUACAACGAAUGAUCAGCUUGGAUCGGAACCUUUGAUCAUGUGGGUGACGCUGAGCGGGUCUCCAGUGACUAUCAAUCUUGGGAGUUCCGUAGCGAUCUAG